AAUGCUGUUGUAAUUUUCUCUUCUCCAUCAGAAUUAACGACCAAAGAUUGAUUGAUAGAUUAGAAAAGCCGGAUCUUUCUCUCCACUUUUGUCUCCAUUCCGAGUGAGGAAAAGAGUAAAACCAGUUUGCAGAAUUCGGCGAUCAACCCUUUUGUGUCUUCCAUCUUUCUAACAACUCAGAAAGAACUAUCAUCCAAUUGGGUGGUGGUGGUCUAGAUCUGAUUCUGAAUUGUCACCAUUCUUCUAACAGUCUUAGGGAAAUCAGAUCAGAAAUGGGUGUUAUGUCGAGGCGGGUAGUACCCGCCUGUGGUAACCUCUGUUUCUUCUGUCCGGCAAUGCGGGCAAGAUCAAGACAGCCUGUGAAACGUUACAAGAAGCUUCUGGCCGACAUUUUUCCUCGUUCUCAGGAUGUAGAACCAAAUGAUAGGAAGAUUGUGAAGCUCUGCGAAUAUGCUUCUAAGAAUCCCUUAAGAAUACCGAAGAUUAGUGAGUAUCUUGAACAAAGAUUCUACAAAGAAAUGAGAGUUGAACACUUUGGCUCUGUGAAAGUUGUUCUAUGCAUAUAUAGAAACCUAUUGUCUUCAUGUAAAGAACAGAAGCCAUUAUUUGCUUGUAGCUUAUUGGGAAUCAUCCGCACUCUUCUUGAUGAGAUUAUAGAAGACGAAAUGAGGAUCCUAGCUUGCACUACACUCGUUCAAUUUCUAAAUAGUGAGAUGGAUAGUACGUACAUGUUCAAUUUGGAAGGAGUCAUUCCUAAACUUUAUGAAAUGGCUCGUGAAGUUGGAGAUGAUGAAAGAGCUUUACGGUUGAGAUCUUCUAGCUUACAAGCUUUAGCUUCCAUGAUAUGGUUCAUGGGGGAGCAAUCUCAUAUUGCCAUGGACUUCGACAAGAUGAUAUCUGUAAUUUUGGAAAAUUACAUGGAUGAGCUAGGAGGAGAACAUCAGGAUGAGUUCAAGAAUCCCUCUUACUGGUCACGGUUAUGCUUAAGGAACAUGGCUAAAGUACCAAAGGAGGCGUCAACCAUUCGACGUGUUUUUGAACCACUUUUUCAUAAUUUCGAUACUGAGAAUAAUUGGUCAGUGGAGAAAGGACUUGCCUAUUCUGUUUUGACAUAUAUGCAGCAGCUGUUAGUUGAAACAGGGUUAAACUCUCAUCUUUUGCUGUCGAUGUUGGUAAAACACCUAGAUCAUAAAAAUAUUCCCAAACCGUCUCAAACACAGAUAGACAUUGUUAAACUUGUCACUUUACUAACAAAGAACGCGAAACAAGAGGCUUCACUUGCUAUUAUUGGCGCAAUAUCAGACUUGGUGAAACAUUUACGAAAACAUAUACAAUAUUCAAGCCCGGAUGGUGAUGAAUCAGAUAAAUGUAACAUUGAUCUCCAUUCUGCAAUAGAACAUUGCAUUCUGAAACUUACAGAAAAGGUUGGAGAUUCUGGUCCUAUUCUAGACACGAUGGCUGUUGUCCUAGAGAAUAUCGGGAGCAAUUCUGUAGUUGCUCGAGCUACUAUUUCUGCUCUUUAUCGAACUGCAUUAAUUAUUUCUAACGUACCUAAUUUAACUUAUCACGAGAAGGCAUUUCCAGAUGCUCUGUUUCACCAAUUGCUUCUAGCAAUGGCACAUUCCGAUCACGAAACUAGAACUUGGGCACAUCGUAUUCUCUCUGUCAUAUUAUUACCUGCUCGUGUUUUUCCAGAACAUUCCAAAGAACUUCAAUGUAAUUGGAAGGAUGUCAUGAUUGAUGGGAAAGUGGCGGAGCUUCCAUCAAUUAGAUUGAAUGGUCAUCAAAUUCAUCUUCUGCUUUCAGCUAUAUGGCUGCAGGCGACAUCCAAUGAAAACACGCCGUCAAAUUAUGAAUCCAUGGCUCAAACUUAUCAGCUUUCUUUGUUUUUCAUUAGAUACAAGAGUUCUAGACAUAUUUUGCUUAGUAGAUGUUUCCAGUUAGCGUUAUCUCUUAGGAGCGUUUCUCUGGAUCAAGAAGGAGGUUUGCAACCAUCUCGAAGGAGGUCUCUUUUUACUAUGUCAUCAUUCAUGAUAGUGUCUGCAGCCAGGGCGGGUAAUCUUCAAGAGGUGAUUUUAGGAGAUGAAAUGGUUGACCCAUAUCUUAAGGUGGUUGGAGAUGGAAGGCUGCAGGCGGCGGUUUCUGGUCUCGAAAGUUAUGGAUCACAAGAAGACGAGAUUGCUGCAGAAAAAUCACUCUCAGUAAUAAAAUUGGAUGAAAAACCUUUGAAGGAACUAGUUGCAUUCAAGCUUGUCUCCAAGUUUCAGACAAUAUUGUCAGAGGAUGAAUUAUCAGACAUAAAGAAGGAAAUAGUUUUAAAUGGCUUUUCACUUGAAGAUGCAUACCCUUUGGGAGUUGGGUUAUUCACUGAAACGCCACGGCUAUGUUCUCCGCUAGCGCAGAUCAUCGAAUCCAAAGAAUUUGAUGAGGUUCUGGCUCUAUCAGAUGAUGAAGAUUUUUUCGAGGAUUCCCGUGGGAGUGGGAGUCAUCAAUCGGGACGAAAAACAUCUAUGUCGAUAAAUUCACUUGAUAUUUUAAGCGUUAAUCAGCUUCUGGACUCUGUUCUGGAAACUGCACGUCAGGUUGCGAGUUUUCCAGUUUCGUCAGUCCCGGUUUCAUACAACCAAGUAAAGAACCAGUGUGAAGCUUUAGUGACAAGUAAACAACAAAAGAUGUCUGUCCUUCAAAAUCUUAAGCUUCAUGAAGAAGAAGAAAAUAAAGAAAUAGUUAUAUUUGAAGAACAACCAAAACAGCACAAUAAAAUUGAGGUCUAUAAUGAGAAUGAUCUGAAAUUGAUACAACAUGAACAAGUUGUUGGGUGUUCAGUUGAAUAUGCGCAACAUUCGUCUUUCAGAUUGCCGCCAGCAAGCCCAUAUGACAAGUUCUUGAGAGCUGCUCGAUGCUAAAGAUAUUCAAAUUCUUCAAAUUAUUAAUGGUUUAUUAUUAUUGUUUUGAUUCAUUGUUUCUUAGAAUCCUUGAAAAUGAUAGGCUGCUUCAGGCCUUUCUAAUGGAUCCUUUUGUUAAUGUUGUAACUUAUUUCAUGCUGGAAUUUUAUUCUUUUUAUAAAUAUUAUAUAUAAUAAAUUGUAUUUGAUUAUGUUUGUU
Molecule: messenger RNA, 3104 nt
Organism: Impatiens glandulifera
Lineage: Eukaryota; Viridiplantae; Streptophyta; Magnoliopsida; Ericales; Balsaminaceae
Product: protein SEMI-ROLLED LEAF 2-like
Exons: 18
Coding region: 273-2906 (877 amino acids)
Source: RefSeq, a predicted model, not a curated record